AUGGCUCAAUCACGAGUGAAUGGUCUUCAAAACGGUCAUGGUACUGCCAAUGUCAACGACCACGAGCGCGACCGUGGCAAGCGCCCAGUACGCAUUGCCAAUUGUUCUGGUGGCCAAAUGGAACCAGGCUGGCAGAUGCGCAAGCAAGCUAGUUGGGGCGACGUCGAUUUCAUCACCGGAGACUGGCUCGCGGAGAACAAUAUCGCACAAGAAGCCGCAGCCAUGGAAGCGGGAACCGGAGAGGGCUUCAAGAAGAAUGCUUGGCAAGCGUUGCAACUGAGCAUGGACGUUAUCGCGAAGAAGAAGAUCAAAGUAGUCAUUGAUGGUGGGGGGUUGAGUCCGGAGAAUUUGGCUAGGAGAUGUCAGGAGUUGGUGGACAAAAAUGGCUAUGAUAUGAAGGUUGCUUUUGUGUCGGGAGACAACCUCCUAGACGAGGUGCUUGCCUGCACUGCGUACAUUGGCGCUCGUGGUAUUGUCAAGGCUUUGGAAUCAGGCGCUGAUCUGGUCAUGUGCGGACGUGUCGCAGAUGCAUCGCCUGUAAUUGGAGCAUGUUGGUGGUGGUAUGGGUGGAAGGACACAGAGUACGACAAAUUAGCAAGUGCAUUCCUAGUUGGCCACUUGAUCGAGUGCUCCGGCUACAUUACGGGCUCCAACUUUUCAGGGUUCCAUCGCUUCCCGCUGGAGAAUUUCGUCGAUGUCGGCUUUCCUGUUGCAGAGAUCGAAGCGGACGGAACAUGCAUUAUCACCAAACACGACAACACCAAUGGUAUGGUGACGAUCGAUACAGUCAAGUGCCAGUUCCUCUAUGAGAUCCAAGGCAACAUUUACCUGAACAGCGAUGUCACCGCCAUACUUGACGGCGUGACUGUUGAAGCAGUGGGAAAGGAUCGCGUCAGGUUCUCCGGUAUCAAAGGCCGUCCUCCUCCCCCGACUACCAAGCUUGCCAUCUUCUACAAGGGCGGGUUUGAAUCCCAGAACCUUAGCAAUGCUGCCGGCUACGCGACGAAGAAGAAGUACCAGCUGUAUGAAACUCAGAUACGAGCUCGCCUCACAGAACAAGGCAUGGAUCCAGAGACGACGUUCGACUUUAUCGUUUUCCAAGUUGUUGGAUCCCCUCUACCAAAUCCACACCGGAUGUUGGAGAGCACAACGUACAUGCGAAUCUACGCGCAGGCACCCACACCCGAGCCCCUCGCUGCAUUGAAGCUCUUGCUAGCCGACGAAACCAUGCAACACUUCUCCGGCCUUCAUUGGUCACAAGACCUUCGAACCGCAGAUCCAAAAUCCUUCUACGUCUACUAUCCCAGCCUCGUCGAGCAAGAUGCCAUCAAGGAAGCCGCACACAUACUUGAACCUGGAGGAUCCAACAUCAACUGCGGGAUGUUCGUACAGCGAGCCGAGCUAUGGGAUUGGUUCCGCAGCUUCAUGACACUUCACAGGAUGAAGACGCUGAUCGGUGGGGACUGGAAAGAUGAGUAUCGUUUGGAGCGGGUUGAGUUUCCCAAAAUCUGGGCUGUGCACUUUGUCAUCUAUGGUAUCCUCGGUCGUGGAGUGAGCAGCUCGACGCUUUUAGAUAACAGAGGCAAAGGCUUCACAGAUUACAUACGAGCGAAGCAUGUAGAUAUUCCGGAGCAGUUUGUGAAGGCUGGGUGGACUUGGUCCGAGGAAGACGAUUAA
This is a messenger RNA of Paraphaeosphaeria sporulosa, 1677 nucleotides long. RefSeq names its product DUF1446-domain-containing protein. NCBI's taxonomy places the organism in Eukaryota, Fungi, Ascomycota, Dothideomycetes, Pleosporales, Didymosphaeriaceae. The transcript has 5 exons. The coding region runs from base 1 to 1677 and encodes 558 amino acids. The record is from RefSeq and is a predicted model, not a curated record.